AUGACAGAAUUUCAUAACUUUUCUGAAGCAACAGGACUGAGAGCCAAUCCCACCAAAUGCAAAGUAUACUUUGGAGGAGUGCCUAUUAAUAUCCAGCCGCAAAUACUCGAGAUUACAAAGUUUUCUGCAGGAAACCUCCCUUUCAAGUAUCUAGGGGUCCCGAUGACUAGUCGUAAACUAGUUGCUUUCCAAUAUGAACCGCUCAUAGAGAAAAUUGUGGGAAGGAUCCGUCAUUGGACAGCGAGACUGCUUAGCUAUGCUGGAAGACUGCAGUUAAUAAAGAGUGUUUUGUUUGCAAUCACAGCGUAUUGGAUGCAUGUUUUCCCGAUCCCAAAAAAAGUGCUCCAUAGAAUUGAAGCUAUAUGUCGCACCUUCCUUUGGUCUGGAACUGACAAUAUCAACAGGAAGUCACCUAUUGCAUGGGACACAAUUUGUUACUCUAAAGUGGCUGGCGGAAUGAACAUCACAUCCUUAGUAGAAUGGAAUGUAGCAACGAUUAGUAAAUUGCUGUGGAACAUUCAAGCAAAAGAGGAUAAGAUGUGGAUUAAAUGGAUGAACGCAUACUACAUUAAGGGACACUCGGUACAUAAUUGGCAGGUAAAACCGAGUUGUUCAUGGAUGCUUAAGAAGAUUAUGCAAUGCCGGGAUAAAGUCUGUCAUACGGCGUAUUGGACCACUGCAGUCCACGACCAGAAGUACAUUACAGCCAGGAUGUAUCGUGAACUUCGUGGUUUUCAAACUGAUGUUAACUGGAAAUAUAUUUUGUACCAUAAUGGAGCUAGACCCCGUGCACGGUUUAUGUUAUGGAUGGCCCUCCAUGGAAGAAUUGCAACCAAGGAUAGAUUGGUAAGGUUUGGUAUCAAUGUUGGUGAUAACUGCUGUUGCUGGUGUAAGAAAAAUGAGACACUUGAACAUUUAUUUUUUAAAUGUGACACCACCCUAAGAAUAUGGAUGGAUCUGCUAGCUUGGCUGGGAUUCUAUAGACAACCAGCUGGUUGGAAGCGUGAAAAAGAUUGGCUCAUCAGAGAAACAAAAAAGAAAGGAUGGAGAAAUCAGAUGCUAAAGAUCCUAAUAGCUGAAACGAUUUACGAGAUUUGGCGAAGGAGAAAUGAAAUUAUUUUCUCUAAUAGCUCCAAUGAUAACCUUGUGGAGUGGAUCAAAACGAAUACUGUGGUGCGUUGUACUAUGAAACGGAAUUUAGGGGGACAUGUGAAUGUCAAUACUCUUAGCAUAGUUUAA
Vicia villosa (hairy vetch) is the source of this 1239-nucleotide messenger RNA. RefSeq lists its product as uncharacterized. NCBI's taxonomy places the organism in Eukaryota, Viridiplantae, Streptophyta, Magnoliopsida, Fabales, Fabaceae. The coding region runs from base 1 to 1239 and encodes 412 amino acids. The record is from RefSeq and is a predicted model, not a curated record. The transcript has a single exon.